This is a messenger RNA of Pleuronectes platessa (European plaice), 859 nucleotides long. RefSeq names its product beta-crystallin B3. Gene Ontology annotation, biological process: visual perception; lens development in camera-type eye. The transcript has 6 exons. Bases 146 to 859 code for a protein of 237 amino acids. Gene Ontology annotation, molecular function: structural constituent of eye lens. The record is from RefSeq and is a predicted model, not a curated record. NCBI's taxonomy places the organism in Eukaryota, Metazoa, Chordata, Actinopteri, Pleuronectiformes, Pleuronectidae.
ACUACUAACUUCCUAGCAGGCAUACCCAGGUAAAGGCCACAUUCUGGACACAGGAAUUUAAGAGCAGGUGUAUUGAUUCCAGUGCAAUGGAGUUAGAAGGUGCUGCAUAAGUGAAGACCCAGUGGAGGAGCAGUGGAUCAGGAGGAUGUCAGAUCAGCAGAGCGCCCCAGAGCAGCUGGCUGCUGGGAAGAGCCAGGGUGGAGCUGGAGCCACGUACAAGGUGGUGCUGUUUGAGUUCGAGAACUUCCAGGGCUGCAAGGCAGAGUUUUCUGCUGAGUGUAAAGAUGUGACAGAGAAGGGCCUGGAGAAGGUCGGAUCUCUGAUAGUUGAGUCAGGACCCUGGGUGGGUUAUGAUCGACAUGGCUUCUCAGGGGAGCAGUUUAUCUUGGAGAAGGGCGAGUAUCCACGCUGGGACACCUGGACUAACAGCCAGAACAGCUACUCCCUCUUUUCUCUAAGGCUGCUCAAAGUGGACAGUGCAGAGCACAAGCUCCACCUGUAUGAGAACCCCGGAUAUACUGGUAGAAAGAUGGAGAUUGUUGAUGAUGAUGUGCCCAGUUUGUGGGGCCACGGUUUUCAGGAUCGUGUAGCAAGUGUCAAGGCACUUAAUGGAACAUGGGUUGGCUACAUGUACCCAGGCUACAGAGGCCGCCAGUUCAUCUUCGAGCGAGGCGAUUUCAAGCAUUGGAAUGACUGGGAGGCCCCUGCGCCUCAGAUCCAGUCUGUCCGACGCGUGAGGGACAUGCAGUGGCACAAGAGGGGCUGUUUCACCGUUCCUGACCCGGAUCCGGCUCCCGGCCCUGAACCCGACCCCGCCCCAGUACCUCCUGCCCCCCCUGCCUCGGCUGGAGCCAGCUGA